Sphaeramia orbicularis (orbiculate cardinalfish) is the source of this 1749-nucleotide messenger RNA. It is a transcript of the gene c19h1orf216, whose product is annotated as chromosome 19 C1orf216 homolog. The transcript is spliced from 2 exons. The record is from RefSeq and is a predicted model, not a curated record. Bases 136 to 1236 code for a protein of 366 amino acids. Lineage: Eukaryota; Metazoa; Chordata; Actinopteri; Kurtiformes; Apogonidae.
GAAAAAACAGAUCUCCUCAUGCAAAUAGAUUCACAUGGGUCUGUGGCAAUCAGUUAACGCAUGCGACAAAUAGGACAGAAAAGGCAGGUCUGAGGCUGCUUUUACUGAAGAGGGAUUCAGAGGAGACGCACUGAUAUGGGUGAGGCUCAGUCGCGGUCAGUGAUGCUUCAUCAUCAGGACCAAACCCUGAACUCAUCCUACGGAGGGAAAGGAGGCCUCGAGUCAUCCUCCUCGCUCCAAAACCAGAAGGGUGACAAAGAUGGAAACUUCAACUUCUUGCCGGGCAAAGACGACGAGGGCUUCACGGGAAACGGAGGAGAUGAAAACCGAAACCAGGUGCGUCCACGAAACCUGGGUCCACUGGGUCGCGACCCCCCGAACUCGUCACCGUCCUCUGGGUUUCACGGAGGGGUCAUGUCACCUCGCUCUCGUCUCCCCUGCUGGAGCCCCCUGGAACCCCUGCCUGAAAUCGAGUGUGGGGAUGACGGGUACGGUCGAGUGCCACCCGAUGGAGCAGAGGAAAGGAGGAUGGAGGAAGAUGAGGCGAGGAUGAUGAUGUUCCAAAACGAGGUGAAGCAGAUGGAGAAAAUGGAGCAGCACAGGAGGAAGAGCAGUUUGGGUUUGAGACGACGGGACGAAGGUGAAGAUGAGCGGAAACUGGAGGAGGACGACGAAUGGGGAGACAGCGACUCAGAGUCUGAGUUCAGCUACAGGUCAGGUGGCAGCGCAUCCUCCCUCAGCAUGGAGUGUGGGCCAGAGGGGAUGCUCAUGGGAGGCUGGGACCGCAUCGGGGUAGGUGAACCAAAGUCAAACCAACAAGAGGGUGACCUAAACCGAAACAGAGACGCAGCAGGAAGAAGGAGCUUCAGCCGCAGGUCCUUGACGGGAUCCAACCUGGGAAACGUCUUAGAGGAAGGUGCAGAAGAACAAGAUGACGACCAGUCCUCGGACUCAGAUGGUGAGUUGCCGGAGUUGAUGGACGCUGUGUGGACGCUGCGGGACCGUGAGCGUUUCAAGGCCCAGGAGAUGGAGAAGCACCAGGUCCAGCUGACCAUGUACCGGAGGCUGGCUCUGAUCCGAUGGGUUCGAACCCUGCAGAGUCGAGUCCAGGAGCAGCAGAACCGCCUGCAGUCCAGCUUCGACGUCAUCCUCACACACAGGAAGGAACUUCUGCGUAUGGGCGCUGCAGCCGCCGUGGCCAACGCUGUGCCCGCCGCUGCUGUUGGACAGUCGUAGAGGAACUGAAACAGGAAACACUGACUCAAACUACUUUUAUCCUCAAAAUAAGACAAUCUCUUGUCAUUUCGUCUGACUUUUUUUUGUUGUCACACUGAUGUUUCUGAUUGUAAUAAUGGAAAAUCGUUUGUUUAUUUGUUGUUUAUCUUUACUGGUGUCCCACCUAGAGCAUCAACAAAUGUAUCUGACUCAUCUACAGUCAGGAAACCUUCAUCUAUGUAGCUUUGCCAAAUGAAAAUGUAUGACUUACAAUGUAUUUUGUUAAAGCAAUGACAUGAUGUACACUUUAUUGUCAAAUUCAGAUGUUUAUAUCAAAUAAUAUAUAUGUGUUUGUGUAAAGUGUAACUGUUUGUCUGGAAAUGUGAGUAGAAACACCUGCUCUACCAAAAAAUACUGGAAAAUAACAUGUACUUUUAUCAGUGUUAGAGGUUAUUUAUACUCUGAGAUGAUGAUGUAUAUAUAGAGAGAUGAUUAUUGUUAAAAUCAUGCAAUGAAUAAAAUGACCUUAUAUCU